CUGGCAGCAUUGUUUUCAGUCAGGUGUGUUUAUGAUUUGUAAUGAUUUCUGCUGCCAAGUGUCAACGUGUUAAGUUUUUAUUAAAUUAGUAAUUAGAAAGUUUAGAAUUAACAUUAAAAAUGACUUUAUAUCAUUUUGGAAAUUGUCUUGCUUUAGUAUACGUGCCAUAUUAUUUAACAUAUAAAUAUUCAGGACUAUCUGAAUAUGGGGCAUUUUGGAAAUGUAUUCAAGCAGGAGGAAUAUAUAUUUUUACUCAACUUAUUAAAAUGCUGGCACUUGCAACAUUUUUCCCCACGGCAGAUAAUGUUGGUCAGGAGGGCUUCGAUCUUCUUGGUGAAUUUUUGAAAUCCUCUAUAGAUCUUGCGGAUUUAGUCGGAAUACUUUUGGUUUUAAAUGGAAUUCCUGGUAAAGGACACGCGAAAGUAUUAACCGCUGGAGUCGGUUGGGCAGGAGCAGAAGUUUUAUUAACGCGAUUUCUCCUGCUCUGGGUCGGUGCACGUGGUGCAGAAUUCGAUUGGAAAUAUAUUCAAAAAAGCCUCGAAUCAAAUAUUAAUCUUAUUCAACAUAUAACAACUGCCACAUUGGUUUGGUUGUGGUCGCGACACGAUUUACGACGUGGUUUAGUUCCAAUUGUUGUCAGUAUGCUUUUGCUAACAGUUUAUAGACCAUUAAUUCUCGAUUUUCUCACGUCCGUCAUUAUUGCCGGCCCUUGGCUAAUGCUUUUUAUAAAAGCCUUCACAACAUUAUUCUUGGGAGCGACGACUCUUCACAUGUACGCGGGACUCGCUCAUUCCAUCGGUAUUUUUUAAAGAGACAAAAAUAAAUCCGAAAAUCGAGAAUAAUAAUUAUUUUCCCUCCUCAAAAAAAAAAAAAAAAUGAGUCAGAGAAUUUAAUUAUUCCAAAAAUUGUAAUUUUUUAAUAAAAUUAAUUUUAAAUAAAUAAAUGCAAUAAAUUAAUUAAAUAAAUAAAUAUUGUCUACUAAGUAGAGAAGGCGUCACAAUUGUAUAAAAGAAAAAUAAAGACUGUUCAAUAUUCUAAA
Messenger RNA from Leptopilina heterotoma, 1039 nucleotides. Its product is annotated as transmembrane protein 147. The transcript has 4 exons. The record is from RefSeq and is a predicted model, not a curated record. Bases 120 to 809 code for a protein of 229 amino acids. NCBI's taxonomy places the organism in Eukaryota, Metazoa, Arthropoda, Insecta, Hymenoptera, Figitidae.